AUGGAGGAAGACUUUGGGACGCUCUCCGAAAAGUUUUCUUCCCGGCGCUUUUUCCGAAAAGCGUCAGCGGAGCUUCACGACAUGCGGCUCCAAACGCAGCAGGUGGCGAAGGAGGAGGAGGAGGAAGAAGAGCUGAAACCCAAACCCAGGCGAGGUCGUCAGAACACUCCCUAUUGGUAUUUCUUACAAUGCAAAGCAUUGAUCAAGCAAGAUAAGCUGGCCGAGGCCCUGGACCUGUUUGAGGUGCAGAUGCUGAAGGAGGAGCGCCUCCAGCCGGAGGAGAUGAACUACACGGUCCUGAUCGGCGGCUGCGGCCGGGUGGGCUACGUGAAGAAGGCCUUCCAACUCUACAACAACAUGAAGAAGCGAGGCUUGACCCCCACCGACGCCACCUACACGGCCCUCUUCAACGCCUGCGCACAGUCGCCCUGGAAAGAUUCGGGCCUGCAGAUGGCGCUCAAGCUGCAGCAGCAGCUGCGGGACCGCGGCCUGGAGCUGAACGUCAUCAGUUACCGCGCGCUGCUGAAAGUCUGCGCCUUCUGUUCCGACCUCCGGAUGUGCUUGCAGGUGUUCAAGGAAAUGGUCCAGAAAGGCCAUGGCGUCACCACAGAGACUUUCAACUUUUUGCUCAUGGGCUGCAUAAAAGACAAAGAGAACGGUUUCCGGUAUGCCCUGCAGCUGUGGCAGCAGAUGACGAAGCUGAACGUCAGACCCGACAGCUACACCUACAACUUGAUGCUGGCCGCCGCCAGAGACUGCAGCCUGGGUGACCCACUGGUGGCUUCGGAGCUCUUGCUGAGAGCGCCUGAGGAGCGCCCAGCCCUGCCGAGGCAGAAGGCCGGCAGACAACGGCGGAAGACGAAGGGUCUUGGGGGGCCGCAGUUGGAUGUCGAAGUCCUGGAAAGACGCAUGUUUCCGGAGAAUCCCGUAACACCCGCGGAGCCUUUUGCCAGCCAAGGAACUGGGGCUGGCGAGACGCUCGCAGAGGAGGAGGCUAGCAGUGCCUGCACCGCACCGGAAUCCAGCGGAUCCGAGAACUUGCCGGUCUCUGAUCAAAACCGGCUAGUUCCAGGUUUUGCAACGGCAAACGUAGUGCUCUCCACGAGCGCUUGCUCUUCUCCCAACCUGCUGGACCUGUCGACCGCGAGUGGCAACCUGAUUUCCUUCGGGACGGUGGCCACCCCCUCCGACAGGCUGGCCCUGAUGGGGAACCUGGAGGGCUUCCUGAAGAAGAUGAAGGAGGACAACGCGGCGGCCAACAUCAAAACUUUUACGUUGCUCGCCGAGCUGGUGGAGCCCGGCAGACCGGCCGAAUCGUCCUUAUUGGCCGUGAUGGAGGAGCACAAAGUGAAACCCGACCUGACCUUCUUUAAUACCCUGGUGAGGAAGAAGAGCAAACUAGCGGAUCUGGAGGGAGCAAAGAGCCUGCUGCCCAUCCUGGUGAAGAAAGGACUGUCCCCGAACCUGCACACUUUUUGCAACCUGGCAAUAGCCUGCCACAAAAAGGAGGACGGAGUGCAGUUACUCUCCGACAUGAAGGUGAAAGAAGCUGUAGCUUUUGGGUCAGAGUGGUGUGUGGUAGACUCAGUGAUGUUGGCUUCCUUUUUGCCCAUCCUGGUGAAGAAAGGACUGUCCCCGAACCUGCACACUUUUUGCAACCUGGCAAUAGCCUGCCACAAAAAGGAGGACGGAGUGCAGUUACUCUCCGACAUGAAGCGAUCCGGGAUAAACCCCAACAUCAACAUCUACGGCGCGCUUAUCCAAGCGGCUGUGAAGAAACUGGACUACGCAUACCUCAUUGCAAUCCUCCGGGACAUGAGCGACACGCAGACGGCCCCAAAUGAAUAUGUCUUGCAGUUGCUAGAGUUCGCCGCUCAGUAUCCUCCGGACUAUGACCAAUACAAGAAAAGAGACCCCUACCUGGAAAAAAUCAACGGCUUUAGAAAGUACUACUUCCGCUGGCUGAAGUGGAUGGCUGCACAGGAAGAGCCCCACCCAUGGGCCAAAUACCGAUCGGGUAAACAGUCUCAAAAAGAAGCUAGCACCAGAGAGGAAUAAACCACACAGCGGGAAAGGUACCAGGAAGCAGCCGCUUGCCUGUGCCUCGCCACCAUUGCUAUGGAGCGUUAUGUGCCAUUCCCGUCACCCUUUUGCGGCAUUUAUCACGUCCUUGACGUUGUAAAAGUCGGUAUCCGUAAAAGCAUGUAAAUAAAAC
Molecule: messenger RNA, 2215 nt
Organism: Gekko japonicus
Lineage: Eukaryota; Metazoa; Chordata; Lepidosauria; Squamata; Gekkonidae
Gene: PTCD1
Product: pentatricopeptide repeat domain 1
Exons: 9
Coding region: 1-2058 (685 amino acids)
Biological process (GO): tRNA 3'-end processing
Cellular component (GO): mitochondrial matrix
Molecular function (GO): protein binding; tRNA binding
Source: RefSeq, a predicted model, not a curated record